Messenger RNA from Trichogramma pretiosum, 4362 nucleotides. RefSeq names its product probable ATP-dependent RNA helicase DHX34. Gene Ontology annotation, molecular function: RNA binding; ATP binding. The transcript has 15 exons. Bases 698 to 4300 code for a protein of 1200 amino acids. Gene Ontology annotation, biological process: nuclear-transcribed mRNA catabolic process, nonsense-mediated decay. The record is from RefSeq and is a predicted model, not a curated record. Gene Ontology annotation, cellular component: intracellular anatomical structure. Lineage: Eukaryota; Metazoa; Arthropoda; Insecta; Hymenoptera; Trichogrammatidae.
CGGGAGCAAUCGCCUCAUCCGUUCUCGCGAAAUACUUGCGUAGGAUGUUGUCAAAGUAACCCAAGUAACCUAAUCUAUCUUGAAAGUGGUAUCUUAGUCAAAUUGAGUUCCUUGUGCCAUAUGAGCACUAAAUCUGAAAAUGACGUAUGUUGCAAUGAUCGAGGGUUGGUUAUAAUUUUGCCUUGCUAAAUAAUUAUGAACCUAACACAAUUCAACAGCGAUUACAACUAAUUACAUCUGCUUUUAUUUAAAAAAUUAAAGUGACCCUUUCAACUAAUGAGCUCAAUACAACUUUUGGCUCUGUUAAGUUUUGUCCCGUCAUAUAAUUCCACUUCAUCAUUCUCUGAUUGAGUAAGAUACAAGAUAAUAUGUUUUGGUGUCUGCAUUGCCCUAUCGACGUCGUCCGCUAGAUACAAUUUGACAUAAUAUAAGUAGCGCAAAAUUUCUGAAACACAUAACCGAGUGAUGCUUCUUUUGACACAUGCAUGGAAAAUAUUCAUCGUUUUCCUUACAAAUUUGUGUUCGCUCUACAAUUCAUAUUGCGGAAAUAACACUUUUUAAUUUGAGGUCUGAAAUCCAUAGCUUUUUCGAUAAUUCAGCUAUUUGAAUUUUGAAAGCUAUUAUAAAUAAUUUGGUCAAGAGGUUAUAAUUGAUUUUCAAAACCAAUGUUAUGGUUCUCAGUGAUCUUUAAAUUACUAUGAAGAAACAUAACGAUUUUAGAAAAUCCCAUCAAGAUGAUACUGAUUAUUUUAGACACAAUCAUAAAAAGAAUAAGUCAGAGGAAAAAUCUCGUUAUACCGGUGAAAAAAAUUAUAGAAGUAAAUAUGACAAAAAAACUGAAUACUCUGAAGACAGGACAGAAAAUUAUGGAAAUCAUACUAGUCAUAAAUAUAAAAAUCACAGAGAUAAAAUGUAUUCUAAACAUGAAGCUGGAACUUCCAAGGAAGAUGACUACUUCUCAAAAAGAAGACCAAGAGAAUCACCAGAAGAUACUGAAUCAGAAUUUACUUACACCAUGUAUAAACAUGACUUGAAUAAAAUAUUCUCUUCAUACCCUUUAAUUCAAGAUACAAAUGAAUUUUGGCAAUUUGUGAAAAAAUAUGAAUUGAUUGAAAAGAAGAAAAAUGUCAGUCCAAACAAAACAACAAAAGUGGGUUUAAAUUCAAUUGGCAUUCCAGAAGAAUAUAAUAGAACACAUUGUUUGAAUUUUACUCUAAAUUAUAAAGAUGAUGAAUUGUUCAUUAAUGUACCAGAAUCCAGACAACUCACAACGGAAAAAUUAAAAAAAUUCAAAGAAAUUAUUAUUAUUUAUAUGGAUUUCAAACAAAAAGAAAAAUUUCAAAAAUUAAAGAAGUUAAGAAAUGAUCAAGCAAACUUGCCGGUUGCUCAGUAUAAAAAUGAAAUAGUAGAAGCUGUCAAAAAUGAAAGAGUUGUUAUUAUUGCUGGAGACACAGGUUGUGGAAAAUCUACUCAAGUUCCUCAAUAUUUAUAUCAAGCUAAUUUUGGAAAAAUUGCAUGUACUCAACCACGAAGAUUAGCUUGUAUAGCAUUGGCUAAGAGAGUCGCUUAUGAAAGUUUGAAUGAAAAUCGAAAUGAAGUUGGUUAUCAAAUAAGGUUUGAAAAACAGAGAAAUCAGGAUACAAAAAUAACAUUCAUUACAGAAGGUCUUCUAUUGAGACAGGUUUCUGGAGAAUCUGGAAUUUCACAAUAUGAUGUAGUUAUAUUAGAUGAAGUUCACGAAAGGCACUUACAUGGUGACUUUCUUCUUGGCAUUAUGAAAUGUAUACUCCACCAAAGAAGUGAUAUCAAGUUAGUUCUCAUGUCUGCUACAAUUAAUAUUGAAUUGUUUAGCAAUUAUUUUUCUCAAGAAGAUGUGAAAGUAUUACAGGUACCAGGAAGAUUAUUUCCAAUUCAAUUAAUUUAUAGACCAGUGAUGGUAGUAGAUAAAUAUUCCAAAACAGAGCGAUUCAAUCCUAGUCCUUACAUCCAAAUUAUGCAAAUCAUUGAUAAAACAUAUCCAUCUACUGAAAAAGGUGAUUUACUUAUUUUUUUGAGUGGAAUGAGUGAGAUUACAGCUGUUGUAGAUGCUGCAAAAGAAUAUUGUAAAAAAGAGAACAAUUGGAUUGUUUUACCCUUACAUAGUACUCUAUCAAUAGCUGAUCAAGAUAAGGUAUUUGGGUAUGCUCCAGAAGGAGUUCGAAAAUGUAUAGUUUCAACGAAUAUUGCAGAAACUUCCCUAACCAUUGAUGGAAUAAGAUUUGUAAUUGAUAGUGGUAAAGUCAAAGAAAUGAGUUACGAUCCUAAUUGCAAAAUGCAAAGAUUAAAAGAAUUUUGGAUAAGCAAAGCCAGUGCUGAUCAGAGAAAGGGUAGAUCUGGUAGAUGUGGUCCAGGUGUUUGUUAUAGAUUAUAUGCAGCUGAAGAUUACUCAUCAUUUGAAAAAUUCUCAACCCCAGAAUUGCAACGAGUACCAUUAGAUUCAUCUCUUUUGCAAAUGAUUGCGAUGGGUUUACCAGAUCCUCGUAAAUUUCCAUUUAUUGAACCUCCACCGGCUGAAAGUAUAGAAAACUCGAUUUUAUCACUUAAAGAACAUGGAGCUCUUACUGAAAACGAAAAAUUGACAAGUAUUGGAAAAACACUGGCCAGAUUACCAGUUGAUAUAACCAUUGGAAAAAUGCUUAUUAUGGGCUCUUUAUUUCAUCAGGUUGAACCUGUUCUUUCAUUGGCUGCAGCUUUAAGUGUUCAAACUCCAUUUACAAAUAAAGCUUACAGGGACAAAGAAUGCGAGACUUCAAGGAAAAAUUUAGAAUCUGAUCAUGGUGAUCCUAUAACUCUUUUGAAUGCUUAUAAAGAAUGGUUAGAGGUGAAGCAUGCCAAUAUUGGUGAAGUACGUUCUGGUAGUAGUUCUAGUAAGAAGUGGUGCAGAAGAAGAGGUCUAGAAGAGCAGCGAUUUUAUGAAAUGACAAAACUCAGAACUCAAUUCAAAGACUUAUUAGAAGAUUGUAAGUUACUCCAGUCAUCAGAUGUUAACUCUGAAAUGACUAGUUCAGAGCGAAUCAUGAGACAUGGGGAAUUAAAACUGUUAAGGUCUUUGAAAAGAACGUAUAAACAAAAUGAUUCUAGAAAACGUAAGCAAUUAAAAAUUGAUGAAGAUAGUAUUGAAAUAGAAGAUGAAAAAGAUGAUGGCAUUGAUAUUAAAGAUGUCGAAUUUCGAAUGAAAAAUGAUUAUUCAAAAGUAAGCAGUUUAGUUACUGCAUCAAGUGCUUGUAGCUACAAAGAUUUAAUGAUGUUGAAGUUAAUUUUGUGUAGUGGUUUGUAUCCACAGUUUGCAGUAGCAGAUGAGUUCAAUUAUUGCAAGUCCAUGAAUGAACAACUAUUUCAUACCAAAGUAAAACCAUUUGUGGCUCUUCAUCCUAUGAGUUUUUUUGGAAAUCAUCAUGAAGUUUUACAUCUUGCAGAGUCUGAUAUUUCAGAAAUUCUUGGGUUCAAGUCUAAGGCUCCAAUUAGUGCUAAACAUCAGUUGCUAACAUAUUUAUCAUUACUUGAAACUACUAAGCCAUACUUGGUGAAUACUCUUCGUAUACCAGCAGCACAAACUUUAUUACUUUUUUCUCAAGAAAUUGAUACUAAUUAUACUUUCACAACAAUUGUGUGUGAUUCAUGGUUAUCUCUCGAUUUUCCGGCUCCUGAUACUGGAGCUAUACUUUUACUCAAAGCAGCAAAUCUGCGACAACAGUGGGAUAACUUAUUAAACAUUAGAUUAGGAGAAAAAGUUAAGUUGGAAGAAGAAAAUAUUGAUGAACUCGAAUAUGAAUUAAGUAAAGGACUUGUCGAAUUUAUGCAUACAUCUGUUCCUUAUACAAUAAAACGACUUUUGGUAGCAGAUUUAAAAAGUAUAUAUGUUGGGUGUGGAGAAAAUGUCACAGUUAUUGAGCCUAAUCCAUUUUCUUUGGAUUUUGAAUGUGUGCCUCAUGAAAAAAAAGGUGGAAUUAGAGUAAACAAAAUUAUUACAUACAAUUGCUUGAUAGCAAGUGAUUGGAGUGAUAAGGUAGCUUGUGAAAUGAUGGAAGUGGAAUGGAAUUGUAAAACAUGUGAUUUUUGUGGUGUUCUUACUACCAUUGAAAAAUUACAACACAUAAGUAGGUGCAAUAGAAAUAGAAAGAUAGAUGAAGCUGAGAAAAAGUCUUAUAUGCCACCAGAAAAGAAAAAAAAUGAUAUUCCUUAUGAAUGUUCCAUUUGCCAGAAAGUUCUAUACUUAGCUCCAACUGAAAUUUUAAAGCACCAAAAACAGCAUUCGCAAUAAGUUAAAUUAUGUAAAAAAUAUAUUCUUGAUUCUCAAAAUUGUUUUUGUAAUAUAGAUGUGGU